CGUUAGCGUCGUUCAUCCACCACCGUUGUUUUGAUCACAUCCAUCGUCCAAGCGGCAGAGCACACAAUUUAAUUGUGAUAUUUUCCCCUGUGUGUCUCUGAGCGAAUUGCGUUGGACAUGCAAGACAUCAAAAUUAGACUCGCGUCCGAGCGAGUGAAUCAUUCGCUGACAUUCGGUGAAAAGGGAGCCCCUCAGCUGUUUACACCGGGCCAGACCAUAACAGACAACCAACGUGUUAUGAGUGGCCAUGGUACCUACUUGGAUGAAGACAACAAGGAUGUCCUGAAGGCUUCUGUCGCUGGCACUGUGGAACGAGUAAACCAGCUCAUCUGUGUGCGACCCAUCAAGUGCCGUUAUAUGGGUGAAAUAGGGGAUGUUGUCGUUGGAAGAAUAACGGAGGUUCAGCAGAAGCGUUGGAAAGUAGAAACAAAUUCUCGACUUGAUUCAGUCUUACUGAUUUCAUCUGUUAACUUGCCUGGUGGUGAAUUGAGAAGGAGAUCAGCAGAAGAUGAACAGAUGAUGCGGAAGUAUCUUCAAGAAGGUGACCUAGUCAGUGCAGAAGUGCAAAGUGUGUUUUCUGAUGGUUCUCUUUCUUUACAUACUCGCAGUUUAAAAUAUGGAAAGCUGUCUCAAGGCGUUCUUGUGAAAGUGCCACCUUCUCUUAUACUGAGGAGGAAAAAUCACUUUCACAAUUUGUUGUGUGGUGCAAGUGUAAUUCUUGGAAACAAUGGACUAAUUUGGAUCUAUCCUACUAGUCCGGAAGAUGAAAGUGGAGUUGGUGGUUUUACACAAAAUUUAGAGGAGGUUAUUGACACAGAAGACCGUGAAAGAAUAGCCCGUUUAAGAAACUGUAUACUAGCCCUUGCUGCAAGUAAAUUGAUGUUGUUUGAUUCCUCCAUUCAAUAUGCCUUUGAGGAAUCCCUCAGCUACUCCAUCAAGGAGUUAUUAACUCCUGAAACCAUGGUAGAUGUUGCUUUGCACACAAGACACAGGCUUCAGUCCUAUAAAGAUGAUUAAAGUCUGCGGUGUUGUUUUUUCAUACUGUUCAAAUCUCAAAGAAUUGGAAGGGGAAUAAAUUUAAAAUGUUUGUCAAGUGUUCAAA
Molecule: messenger RNA, 1102 nt
Organism: Thrips palmi
Lineage: Eukaryota; Metazoa; Arthropoda; Insecta; Thysanoptera; Thripidae
Gene: Rrp4
Product: exosome complex component RRP4
Exons: 6
Coding region: 118-1017 (299 amino acids)
Biological process (GO): exonucleolytic trimming to generate mature 3'-end of 5.8S rRNA from tricistronic rRNA transcript (SSU-rRNA, 5.8S rRNA, LSU-rRNA); U4 snRNA 3'-end processing; CUT catabolic process
Cellular component (GO): nuclear exosome (RNase complex); cytoplasmic exosome (RNase complex)
Molecular function (GO): RNA binding
Source: RefSeq, a predicted model, not a curated record